This is a messenger RNA of Zophobas morio, 2586 nucleotides long. Its product is annotated as protein spaetzle 5. The transcript has 4 exons. Gene Ontology annotation, molecular function: growth factor activity; Toll binding. Gene Ontology annotation, cellular component: extracellular region. The record is from RefSeq and is a predicted model, not a curated record. The coding region runs from base 324 to 1385 and encodes 353 amino acids. Gene Ontology annotation, biological process: central nervous system formation; innate immune response. Lineage: Eukaryota; Metazoa; Arthropoda; Insecta; Coleoptera; Tenebrionidae.
UUUACUUUCCAUUAACUCCUUAUCACCCGUGGUAUGUACACAUGCCAAAAAAGCAAAAUUUUACGUAACGCGGCCGUAGUGCGAUUUUUACUCCCAGCAGACUGGGUAGAAACCAUAGGUUUAGUGAUUACCCAUUCACCUGUCACUGUCAGUAGGUCGCCCCAUUGUCCCCACCUAUUACUCUAAUAAGUAGGUUCUUGUAUAUGUGAGAUACUUGUUGGUAGCGCACAUGUCGAUGCAUAUUGACCCUUAGCGAAGCUAAUCUUUGCCGCAAAACUCCUCGUGUCGGUUCCUCUUUGUUAGUUCUCGUUCCUGGUGAAGUGAUGAGUGAAACAAAGCUCCAAAUUUUUCUCACAGUAUGCGUUUGUUUGGUAUUAAGAUCGAGGGGUCAUUCGUACUGCACGAGCAGCUAUGGGAGGGAAAUUUGCAGUUUUCUGCCCGCAGCGCCGGGGAAAACGCCGCCCUGCGCCCUGCCGGGGCUGACGUACUGUGAACACCCGCAUCAUUAUCCAGGCCAAAGAAUCCAAUACCUAAUCCAAAAAUGGCGCUUCGACCACUCCACCACCCUCAUCGAUGAAUCCAAAGAAGACUUCACCUCCUACUACUACCCACCCCCUUCGUACAAAUACGGCCCCAGCAACACCAUCAAACCCGAAAACUUCUACCCAGAACCCAUCUACAUCCCCAAACCCAACUACGUCUUUGACCAAAGCUCCCGCGUAGGAAACACCUACAUCCCCCCGCAACCCCCCGUCAACUACAACACAACCCAGCUCUUCACCGGCUACCCCGACCGAAGACACCCCCAAACCAGAAUAGAAAACUACAAAUACUCCAACGACAUCCCCCCAAGCACCUCCCCUAGAGACACCUACGGCCCCCCAAACCUGUACACGUCUCUGUCUUUACCCCAAACCAACCCCUACAUAAAAGUCUGGAACAGAAAAGACGAAAACAAAUUCGGGAAAGCGGUUUUGAUCCGCCGGAAGAGAUCCACUCACUUGAGGAAACUCAAGUCGAUAAAUUUUGCGAAUAGUACUGUGCAUGAACGAACGAAGCGGCAAAGCGCUUUGACUGGUCAGACUCUCUGCGAGACCCGCUCUCAGUUCAUCAUGCCCCGAGCCGCUUUGAACAACAAAGGCAACUGGAUGUACGUUGUCAACAUGCCGGAAUUAGAUAACAGGUUUACUCAACUCGUCAAAAGUGAAACUUGUGCGUCGCAGACCUGCAGCGGGCUUUGCAGUCUUCCUGUCGGCUACGCUUCCCGGUGCGAGCAGAAGUACGUCCAGAAGAGGCUCGUCGCUUUGGAGGGGGCCGGGAGCGAGCUCUACACCGACGUGUUCUGGUUUCCUAGUUGUUGUGUGUGCACGAUUUCGAACGGUUAGGUCUUUGCGCAGUCAGUAGGUCCAAUUUUGUAAUUUUAGUAGUUCUUGUGUUCAUUUAAUUGCAAUUUCAAAAUCUAGGUUGAGGCAAUGGGACAUUUUUCAUGUAAAUGAUAAGUUCCUAUUAGCUAUAAAUUCGCUCUGUCUAUUAUUGUUGUGUGAUUAUGUAAUUAUACGUGUAAAAACGUUGUGGCUAAUUUCAAAUUACUAUCAUUAUCUGUUGUGGGCCAAUGCUAUUAGCACGUAUUUCAUUAUUAAUUGUGAAAUCUUUGUUCGAUAAAGGAAAAUUCGUGUUUAUAGGUUGUGUUUUGAUGACCGUUGACUUUUUAGCUGUUGGGGGCUUCGUGCACACGAUUUUGGCAACGAUGAUCAAAAUUUCCGAAUAAAUUGGCGAAUUUAUAAGAUUUUUUUAUGUGUUCAAGUUUAUUUUGGAAUAAAACUAUUAUCAGAAACAGAAUUCUUUAUAUGAUAUAACAAUAUGAGGGCAAUGCAAUAAGACUGUUAAUAAAGAUGGCAUGUGUAAAUAAAUAAUACUUCUAUAUUGUUCACAGGUAAGGUGUGAUCAACAAAAACGUCUUCACACGGGCGUUUUAUUGAUCCCACCUUAUUUUCCUAAUCUGUAUAAAUAAAUAUAUAUGUGUAUCUAUAUCGUUUUAAGAUUCCUUUUAUGUGUAUGCUUUUUUGAUUUAUGUUUAAUCUAUUGCUGUGUUUUGUGUUUAGUAGUAUAUAUUAUUAAUUAUACUUAUUAUUGUAUUAUAGCCUAGGAAUUUUUUUCACAUCUUAUGGGAAAUAUCUCUAGGUUUUUGUCUUAUGUUAAGUUCGGUAAGAGCAAGAGCUAAUAAUCCAAAACAUGGUAGAUAGUAGCCCUCACUAUUCAUUUACUUAAUUUAUUUCGGUCACACUGUAGUUAUUACAUAGUGAUUUAGAUUAGAAAAAAUUAAAUCUCUUUUGCUAUCUAUACUAGUGCACGUAGAGUGACAUUUAAAUAGAAUUAUUAUUUGAUUUUCAAAUCUUUACACGUUAUAUAAAACUUACAACUUUAAUAUGCAAUUCAUAUUUGGCAGUGUUCCAAGAUUAUAGUUAGAAUUAGUUCCAAGGUAUGUGAUGUACAGCAUAAUCUAGACAACUUAAUAAUAACAAUAAACUUCAAGACAGAUGGUGUUUAACAAACUGUGUGGUUUGAAAUUAAGAUAAAUAAAUCAUU